This is a messenger RNA of Malaya genurostris, 1204 nucleotides long. Its product is annotated as D-aspartate oxidase-like. Gene Ontology annotation, molecular function: D-amino-acid oxidase activity; FAD binding. The record is from RefSeq and is a predicted model, not a curated record. The transcript is spliced from 4 exons. The coding region runs from base 35 to 1093 and encodes 352 amino acids. NCBI's taxonomy places the organism in Eukaryota, Metazoa, Arthropoda, Insecta, Diptera, Culicidae.
AGUAUAGAACGAUGUGAUCUUUUAGUUGCUAACGAUGAGCGAUUAUAAUAGUACGCUGAAAUUUAUUGUUUUGGGAGCAGGAAUAAAUGGACUCUCUUGUGCAUUUCGACUUUCGAGUCGCUAUCCAGGAUCGAAUAUCGAAAUACUAAGUGAACAGUUCAGUCCGUCUACAACAAGCGAUGUGGCUGCUGGGCUCUGGGAACCAUAUCUUCUCGGAGAAACUUCGAAAGAUCUAGUCAGAAAAUGGUCCCGUGAGACGUACGAAUACUUCCAUGGCCUUUGGAAGGCCGGUUACGCCAAUGAGGCUGGUAUUAGCCUUUUGCCAUAUGUUGCUCUGGUUUCCAAAGGACAUGAGUUAGAUGACUUUUUCUGGAAAGACUACGUGUACGGUUUCCGAGAGUUGUCUCAAUUCGAGCUGCAUCAAUUGGGCGCUGAACACAACGUGGAAUAUAUCACAGGCGCACAAUUUAUUACGUUCACAUGCGAACCGAGUAAAUUGCUUCAAUUCUACACUAACGCGCUAAGGUCACGAGGAGUAAAAUUUCGUCAGUUCAAGGUAAACUGUUUUCAAGCACUGAGUGAGAAACUAGAUCGGCUCAUUGUCAUCAAUUGUCUGGGACUGGCGUCCGGUAGUAUUAUUCCCGACGAAACACUAAAACCUUGCCGUGGUCAGAUCAGACGUGUGCGAGCCCCAUGGAUGUUUCAUGUUUUGAUUUCCAAUAAUGGAUAUGUGAUCCCGAAUACCGGUGGUGUGACAUUGGGCGGAACUAAACAGGAAGAUGAUUGGGAUCUAACUGUAAGAGCCGCGGAUACCAUGAAGAUUUCCAGGGAAUGCUAUGGCUUGAUUCGAGCACUGAAACGAACUCCGAUUAUCGCAGAUAUUGUUGGCUUGAGGCCAACACGUGACUCCGUGAGGUUAGAAGCCGAGUUUUUAAAAACAGAGCACACGGAUCGGAUGCCUAUUAUCCACAAUUAUGGACACGGUGGGGGCGGAAUCACAUUGGCUUGGGGUUGUGCUGGAGAAGUCUUGAAUCUUGUCGAAAAUAUUUUGAACGAUGAACACGGAUCGACUAAUAAUAAAUCAAAACUAUGAAUUCUCAUAUUUUAAGGUUUAGAGCACUCUAAAGAAAAAACAAAACAAUGCAUACAAUUGUUUAGCAAGUUGCACAUGGUUCACAAGAUAAUAAAUCUAAUUCUCUUACGC